Symbiodinium necroappetens is the source of this 1665-nucleotide messenger RNA. NCBI's taxonomy places the organism in Eukaryota, Dinophyceae, Suessiales, Symbiodiniaceae. The record is from the annotation of a GenBank genome assembly.
AUGGCACCAAUUUUACCAGGUGACAAGAUUGAUGAUGGGAUCUUCAAAGCCGCGACGGCCUUGCAUGUUGCAAGUGAUUGGCUUUGUCAUUCCACGGAGCCAAGCACACAGCAGGAAUUCUAUGACUCCCUGCAGAAUGUGGAGGCUGUGGACAUGUUCAUCAGCCAUUCAUGGUCUGACCCUGCCUGGAUGAAAUUUCUGUCUUUGUGCCAGUUCCUGAAUUUCAACAAGGCGAUUCUCUCGGCCUUUUCGAUGAGCUUAGGAAGUGCCUUGAUUCUUCUGAUGCAUGCCGGAAGCGUCAGUGAGUUGCACAACUCCUUUGCUGGAACUGGUUUGUUGUCUUGGUUCCUUUGCUACUUGCCUGUGGCCGUCUUCUUCCUGGUGUACUUCUUGGGUCACACACUCUCCCGAAGGACCUUUUGGUUUGACAGGAUUUGCGUUCACCAAGAAAACCUGGACUUGAAGGCGAAGACCAUCGAUGCCCUGCCGCACUUUGUGGCAAACUCACGUGAGAUGCUGAUUUUGUUGGACGAAACCUACCUAGAAAGGCUCUGGUGCAACCUUGAGGUGGCGGUUUUCUCUACUACACAUUCUGCCGAUCCCAACGCCAUGCACUUGAUGCCUUCCUGGCUGCCAGUCUGGGUCUUGUCUACAGUUGUGACCGAUUUUCUUGCACUAGUGAUCAUGAUCUCGAACUACCCCACACCCACCAUGGAAGGCUCAGAAGGGGUUGAGCAGGAACUCGAUCGAUCCGCUUUCAUCCGGGAGACGUUUCUGGCCUGGUGGUCGCCGACGGCGAUCUAUGCCAUUUAUGCGUUGCCCAGCUUUGUGUUACCUUUCCGACGGUUGCAGCUUCAUGACACGUUGUUGGCCAGGAUGGCUGCAUUUGAUCAUCGUGAUGCAAAGUGCAAAGUGGAAAGUGACCGUGCAAUCAUCAUGUCUCACAUCGCCAACCUUGCUGAGGGAUACUGGGACCCUCUUGUGAGUGUUGAAUUUGGUGGUUAUGAGUCCCCGGCCGAGAAUGCUCCAUUGGUGACCAGCAACACGCGGUCUUCGGAACCUUCGAUUCACGCAGGCCGCUUCCAUGCAACUGAGGAAGUUAUGCUGGAUGAGUUCAAUGCUUACAUUCGAGGGCCAAUGCGUGACAAGCUUGAGUAUGCUGUUGGGGGCGAGAUCAUGAUCCCGUGGACUCUGAGUGCAAGUGUAUCUAUGCCCUUUGUCCUUGGCCAAGUAUUGCUGACCUUUGACUGCGAGUUUGGGCAAUGCGAGGUAGCUGCACAGCGAGAAGGAUUUGCUUCCGCCGACCAGUAUUUCAUUUGCAACAUUAUUGCGAAUGUGGUCCUGUGUCUACUCUCAGCUCCCCAACUUCAACCGCUUCUGCUUCGAAUGCUGAGGUUCAUUCGAGCAAACAUUCAGAAUGUCUGUUUGCAAUACAUUCUGGGAGCAGUUGGCGCAUUUCUAGUGUACAAUUACGUCUUUGGCCUCUCCGCAGCAGUCGGUGCAAACGUGCUUGUGAACAUCGCAGGUGGACCCCGGCCAGAGUCGUGUCUUGUUGCUUGUCUUGGUGUCAUCUAUAUUAUGCUUCAAGGGGUGGCUUUAUUCUCAGAUGGCAAAGCCAUUUUUUCGAACUGCUUGGCCUUGCGUGGCCGUUUCUGCCGUAGCUGA